UUAUUUCUCCGCCGUAUCCUCGUCGGAAACCUCUUUCUUAAAUGGCAACAAGAAGACUCAGAGGAAGUCCACAACUGAAUUGCAGAAACAACAUUGAAUUCCAUUGAAAUUCAAUCUCUCUCAUGUGACUCUUCCUCUUCGUAAGAAUCUCAGUCUCUUUUUUUUUUGCUUACUUCAUCUCUCCUCCGUAUCGCCGUCACUCGCCGACAAGGCGGCGCCGCGGUGUUCUUCGCCUUCGGAGCUGCUCUUGUUGAAGAUUUCGAUCUGCAGAAAUUUGACUGGUGUGUAAAAAUGGCCGCAACAAGCAAAAGCAAGACAGACAGGAAAGCGGCUCUAGACAUUGCAUCAUGGAUGUUCAACGUUGUUACAUCUGUUGGGAUCAUCCUUGUUAAUAAGGCCUUGAUGGCUACUUAUGGAUUUAGUUUUGCUACAACAUUAACUGGUUUGCAUUUUGCAACUACAACAUUGUUGACAACUUCCCUCACAUGGCUCGGAUAUAUCCAGCCUUCCCAACUGCCAUUGCCAGAGCUUUUAAAAUUCGUUCUGUUCGCAAACUUUUCUAUUGUCGGAAUGAACGUGAGCCUGAUGUGGAAUUCUGUGGGGUUCUACCAGAUUGCCAAGCUAAGCAUGAUCCCUGUGUCUUGUUUACUGGAAGUUGUUUUGGAUAAUGUUCGGUAUUCAAGAGAUACAAAGCUUAGCAUAAUGGUAGUUCUUGUCGGUGUUGGUGUCUGCACUGUGACAGAUGUCAGUGUCAAUUUUAAUGGGUUUCUAGCUGCUGCCAUCGCCGUCUGCAGCACUGCUCUACAGCAAUAUUACGUGCAUUUUCUUCAAAGGAAGUAUUCGCUCGGUUCUUUCAACUUACUGGCACAUACGGCUCCAGUACAAGCAGCGUCUCUGUUGCUGGUGGGACCAUUUCUAGACUACUUGUUGACAAACCAAAGAGUAGAUGCGUUCAACUUCACCUUUAUGUCUCUGUUCUUCCUAGUGCUAUCGUGCAGCAUAGCAGUCGGGACCAAUCUCAGCCAAUUCAUAUGCAUCGGGAGAUUCACGGCGGUAUCGUUCCAAGUGCUGGGGCACAUGAAGACGAUUCUGGUGUUGGUGAUGGGAUUCAGUUUCUUCGGGAAAGAAGGGCUGAACGUACAAGUGGUGGUGGGGAUGCUAAUCGCCGUUCUGGGCAUGGUGUGGUACGGAAAUGCAUCCUCUAAGCCGGGAGGGAAAGAGCAUCGCAUUCCAUCCAACAAGUCUCAGAAACUCAAUGGCCUGUCGGAACCUCCCCGAUCAGACGACAAGGUCUGAAAAGACGAAAGGUGCUGAAAGGAAAUGCACAGGUAGAUUAAUACUUUGAUCCAUCUGAUCAUACAUAUAUACACAUGGAUGAUUUAUUAACAAAGAUUAAUUUAUGUUUCCGUGAUUCCGGUUAUUUUUAUCUUCAAUAAUUUUCUUUU
Molecule: messenger RNA, 1445 nt
Organism: Tarenaya hassleriana
Lineage: Eukaryota; Viridiplantae; Streptophyta; Magnoliopsida; Brassicales; Cleomaceae
Product: UDP-galactose transporter 2-like
Exons: 7
Coding region: 292-1296 (334 amino acids)
Cellular component (GO): Golgi apparatus
Molecular function (GO): antiporter activity; UDP-galactose transmembrane transporter activity
Source: RefSeq, a predicted model, not a curated record